GGUUUUCGUUGAAUGUCUCCCCUUCUACACUGACAUUUUUUUUUUCAGUCAGAGACACAGAAAACACUGCUGCUGUGAGCGACUGUGCGGGAGCAUUGAGCUUCAAUGGAGGCGGCGCCGCCACUUGCUUCCUCACAAUCUCGCUUCUUCUCAUCUUCCUUCUCCUCCUCUUCUUCUCCUUCAUCUACACCGUUUAUUCUUCACCGUAAUUUCCACAGAACCAACCUCAAAUUCAAAUCAAGAACCCUUUCAAUUCGCUGCUCCGGGGCCACGGAUAAUGUCGUUACUCUUCUUGAUUACGGUGCCGGCAAUGUCCGUAGUGUGAGGAACGCGAUUCGCUUUCUCGGAUUUGAUAUCAAAGAUGUGCAAACUCCAGAAGACAUUCUAAAUGCAAAUUGCCUUAUUUUUCCAGGCGUUGGGGCAUUUGCUGCAGCCAUGGAUGUACUAAACAAGAAAGGGAUGGCUGAAGCUCUAUGUACUUACAUUGAGAAUGAUCGCCCAUUUUUAGGCAUUUGUCUUGGGCUACAGCUACUUUUUGAGUCCAGUGAGGAAAAUGGACCAGUGAGAGGUCUUGGCUUGAUACCUGGUGUUGUUGGGCGUUUUGACUCAACUAAUGGUUUCAGAGUACCUCAUAUUGGAUGGAAUGCUUUACACACAGUGAAAGACUCUGAAAUUUUGGAUGAUAUUGGAAAGCGUCAUGUCUAUUUUGUUCAUUCUUACCGUGCCAUGCCAUCAAAUGAUAACAAAGAGUGGGUUUCAUCUACUUGCAAUUAUGGUGAUAAUUUCAUAGCAUCAGUCAGAAGGGGAAAUGUGCAUGCAGUUCAGUUUCAUCCAGAGAAGAGUGGAGAUGUCGGGCUGUCUAUAUUGAGAAGGUUCUUGUAUCCAAAAUCUUCCACAACAAAGAAACCAGGGGAAGGGAGGGCUUCAAAACUUGCAAAAAGGGUAAUUGCUUGUCUUGAUGUGAGGACAAAUGAUAAAGGAGACCUUGUUGUAACCAAAGGAGACCAGUAUGAUGUAAGAGAAAAUACAGGAGAGAAUGAGGUAAGGAACCUUGGCAAGCCGGUGGAGCUUGCUGGACAGUAUUACAUAGAUGGAGCUGAUGAGGUCAGUUUUCUGAAUAUUACCGGUUUCCGAGACUUCCCUUUAGGUGAUUUGCCCAUGUUGGAGGUAUUGAGAUACACAUCAGAAAAUGUUUUUGUACCAUUGACAGUCGGAGGUGGAAUUAGAGAUUUUACAGAUGCAAAUGGCAGGUAUUAUUCUAGUUUGGAAGUUGCUUCAGAAUAUUUCAGGUCAGGGGCAGAUAAAAUUUCUAUUGGAAGUGAUGCAGUUUAUGCUGCUGAAGAAUAUAUAAGAACUGGAGUGAAGACCGGAAAGACCAGCUUAGAACAGAUUUCAAGAGUUUAUGGAAACCAGGCAGUGGUUGUAAGCAUUGAUCCCCGUAGGGUUUACAUCAAUGCUCCUGAUGAUGUAGAGUUCAAGGCUGUUAGGGUGACAAACCCAGGGCCAAAUGGAGAGGAAUAUGCCUGGUACCAGUGCACUGUUAAUGGUGGGCGAGAAGGUAGACCAAUUGGAGCUUAUGAGCUUGCAAAAGCAGUUGAAGAGCUGGGAGCUGGAGAAAUACUACUCAACUGCAUUGAUUGUGAUGGUCAAGGGAAAGGAUUUGAUAUAGAUUUAAUAAAGCUGAUCUCAGAUGCUGUGAGCAUUCCUGUGAUUGCAAGUAGUGGUGCGGGUGUAGUUGAGCAUUUCUCAGAGGUUUUCAAGAAAACAAAUGCAUCUGCUGCUCUUGCAGCUGGCAUUUUCCACCGGAAGGAGGUACCCAUUCAGUCUGUCAAGGAGCACUUGUUAGAGACAGGCAUAGAAGUCAGAAUGUAACAUGAUCAUCACUGAUAUACCUUUUCAGUACUUCACAACAAAAAAAAAAAAAAAAAAAAAGCAAGAAAAGCAAAGAAAAAUGUCUGAAUUAUGAUUUUGACCGAGCAUCUGUGAGUUCUAAGUUACUUUUCCGGCUCUGUACUGCUUUUCAAUUAAUAUAAAUUGUAAGAAGCAUAGCUGAUGAGCUUGCGAAGCUAAAUUUUAUGACUCAUUGUUACAUACUCUUAUCUUUGAUUAUCUAGUAUUGAUAUGAUUUCCC
Messenger RNA from Vitis vinifera (wine grape), 2131 nucleotides. RefSeq names its product imidazole glycerol phosphate synthase hisHF, chloroplastic. The record is from RefSeq and is a predicted model, not a curated record. The transcript is spliced from 19 exons. Lineage: Eukaryota; Viridiplantae; Streptophyta; Magnoliopsida; Vitales; Vitaceae. Gene Ontology annotation, molecular function: imidazoleglycerol-phosphate synthase activity; oxo-acid-lyase activity. Bases 106 to 1872 code for a protein of 588 amino acids. Gene Ontology annotation, biological process: L-histidine biosynthetic process.